AUGUAUGGGAAGUUUGGAUUGAUGGCUGAAGCACAAAAAGUGUGCAAAGUUAUGCCGGAGAGAGAUGUGGUAACAUGGAAUGCACUGAUAGGUGGCCAUGCUGAUAACACAGAUCCAAAUGCGGCACUCGAAUCAUUCAACUUAUUGAGAAGAGAAGGUUUGCUUUCGAACUACAUUACUAUUGUCAAUCUUCUCGGCGCUUGUUUGUCUCCUGAUUAUCUUUUGAAACACGGAAUGCCAAUCCAUGCACAUAUAGUUGUGGCAGGAUUUGAAUUAAAUACGUACGUCCAAAGCUCCCUAAUUACAAUGUAUGCCCAGUGUGGUAAUCUUAAUGCAAGUAACUUUAUUUUUGAUGUAUUAGCUAAUAAAAAUUCUAGUACUUGGAAUGCCAUUCUUUCUGCAAAUGCUCAUUAUGGGCCUGGUGAGGAAGCUCUAAAAUUUAUUGCAAGGAUGAGAAAUGACGGAGUUGAUUUAGAUCAGUUUAGCUUCUCUGUAGCUCUUGCUACUAUUGGUAACUUGACAGUACUGGAUGAGGGUCAGCAGCUUCACAGCUGGAUUAUUAAACUUGGGUUCGAGUCAAAUGAAUAUGUUUUAAAUGCUACAAUGGAUAUGUAUGGAAAAUGUGGAGAAAUCGAUGAUGUAUUUAAAAUCCUUCCCCUACCAAAAAGUAGGUCACAGAGGUCUUGGAACAUUUUAAUAUCAGCAUUGGCCAGACAUGGUUUUUUCCGCCAGGCUACAAAGGCCUUUCAAGAGAUGCUUGAUAUCGGUCUGAGACCUGAUCACGUAACGUUUGUUUCACUUCUGUCUGCCUGCAGCCAUGGGGGUUUGGUGGAUGAGGGUCUUGCGUACUUCUCUUUAAUGACUACUGAAUUUGGUGUCCCUACUGGAAUAGAGCAUUGUGUAUGCAUAAUCGAUCUUCUUGGGAGAUCAGGAAGGCUUGCUGAGGCCGAAGCUUUCAUUGAUGAGAUGCCAGUCCCACCAAAUGACCUCGUUUGGCGUAGCUUGUUGGCUGCUUGCAAAAUACACGGAAAUUUGGAGCUGGGGAGGAAAGCUGCUGAUCAUCUUUUGGAGCUGGACUCAUCUGAUGAUUCGGCCUAUGUUCUAUAUUCAAAUGUCUGUGCAUCUACCCAAAGAUGGGGAGAUGUAGAGAUUGUGAGAAAGCAAAUGGAAUCACACAGCUUAAAGAAGAAGCCAGCCUGCAGUUGGAUCAAGUUGAAAAACAAGGUUACAACUUUUGGGAUGGGAGACCAGUUUCAUACACAAACUGCACAAAUCCAUGCAAAGUUGGAAGAGCUCAGAAAGAUGACCAGGGAGGAAGGCUAUGUGCCAGACACAAGCUAUGCAUUGCAAGAUACAGAUGAAGAACAAAAGGAGCAUAAUCUUUGGAACCAUAGUGAGAGAAUCGCCCUUGCAUUUGGGUUGAUCAAUUGUCCCGAAGGAUCGACUAUUAGAAUUUACAAGAACCUUCGUGUUUGUGGUGAUUGCCACUCUGUUUUCAAGCUAGUUAGUAAAAUUGUUGGUAGGAAAAUCACAGUAAGGGAUUCAUAUCGGUUUCAUCAUUUUAAUGGUGGCAAGUGUUCUUGUUCUGACUACUGGUAG
This is a messenger RNA of Vicia faba (fava bean), 1599 nucleotides long. The record is from the annotation of a GenBank genome assembly. Lineage: Eukaryota; Viridiplantae; Streptophyta; Magnoliopsida; Fabales; Fabaceae.